AUGGUAGCUAUAGAAGCAGCAUCUGAUCAAGCUUUGCCUCCUCAAGCCCUGCCUGGAUGCCCCGGCCGGUGUGGUAAUCUCACAAUCCCGUAUCCCUUCGGGAUAGGGGAUGGUUGUUAUCUGCGACAAAGAUUCAACAUCACUUGUAACGAAUCUGCCCAUCCCCCAACAGCACUAUUGGCGGAUGGUAGUAUCAUUGCUACUAACAUAUCCCUGGAUGAAGGUGAGUUGCAAUUUUGGAAUACCAUAGCCCAUGAUUGUUAUGAUAAACAGGGCAAUCAAACGGGGAGCACGAGCAAUUCCCCUUCGCUCCAGUUGAAUCCUCCUUUCACCAUCUCUGGUACCAAAAACAACUUGAUCGCUGUUGGCUGUGACACUUCUGCAAUUUUCAAAGGAAACUUUCAAUACCCUUAUGAUGAAGCGAGGUACAUACUCACGUGCAUGUCCAUAUGUUACAAUCUUGACAGUGCUGUUAACGGCUCGUGCUCCUUCGGCUCCAGCAUUGGGUGUUGCCAAACUGGACUCCCUAACGGACUAAAAAAUUUUACUCUCACUUUGGGUAGCUUUUCUGAAUAUAAGGACGUCAUAUGGAACUUCAAGCCAUGCAGCUACGCCUUCAUCGUGGAAGAAGGCGAGUUCACAUUCUUCCCGAAUACAAGUUUUCAAGAACUGUCCAAGAAUCAACAACUUCCCGUGAUUCUUAAUUGGGAAAUUCAGGAUGGGGGUUGUGCCGAAGCUCAAAAGAGGCAUGAUUAUGCAUGCAAGGCAAAUAGCAGGUGUGUGAACCGGACGAUCGACAUCCGGACUGAACCGUCUGGUUACUAUUGCCAGUGCUUGCCAGGCUUCGAAGGGAACCCGUAUCUCCCAGACGGUUGCCGAGAUGUUAAUGAGUGCAUAGCUCCUACAAACCCCUGCAACAAUGGAAAGUGCGCAAAUUUACCUGGAAGCUACAGAUGUUUAUGUUGGAAAGGUUUCAGAAACAAAGACCCGACGACUUGCAUACCAAACAAUCCAACAUCAAAGAUCAAGUCCCUGAAAAUUUCGUUGGGUGUCAGUUUAGGCUUCUUAGUUUUGCUAGUUGUAAUAAUAUGGAUUCACUGGGAAAUGAACAAAAGAAGGAUUAUCAAACUCAAAGAGAAGCACUUCAAAGAAAAUGGCGGCUUAAUGUUGCAGCAACAACUCGCUCGUCAUGGAGGAAGGGUGGAUACAACCAGAAUAUUUACUUCAGAAGAACUUGAGAAAGCCACAAACAAUUACCAUGAAAGUAGAAUCCUUGGUGAAGGUGGCUAUGGAACUGUUUAUAAAGGAACAUUACCGGAUAACACAAUGGUGGCCAUAAAGAAGUCCAAAGUUGCUGCCCGAACUCAACAUGAUCAGUUUGUUAAUGAGGUGAUUUUGCUUUCUCAAAUAAACCACAGAAAUGUGGUGAGACUAUUAGGUUGUUGUUUUGAGACAGAAGUGCCUUUACUAGUGUAUGAGUACAUCACCCAUGGCACUCUUUUUGAGCAUUUAUUCAACAAUAAAAACGGUAAAAGAUCAUCACUUUCGUGGGAAUUACGAUUGAAGAUAGCAUCGGAAACUGCAGGAGCACUAGCAUACUUGCACUCUUCCACUUCCACACCAAUCAUACACCGGGAUGUGAAAGCAACAAAUAUACUGUUGGAUGAAAAUUAUACGGCCAAAGAGUCGGAUUUUGGAGCUUCGCGUUUCAUUCCUCUGGAUCAAACUCAAGUAGCAACAUUAGUGCAAGGCACAAUGGGAUACUUAGAUCCCGAAUAUAUGCAAUCAAACACGCUAACAGAAAAGAGUGAUGUUUAUAGCUUUGGAGUUGUCCUAGCAGAGCUAUUAACGAGCAAAGUGGCGGUUUCUUUUGCUAGGCCCGAGUCAGAAAGAAGCCUAGCAUAUUUAUUUGUUUCCUCAAUUGAAAAACAAUGCCUGAUUCAAAUUCUUGAUGCUGACAUGGUGAAUGAGGGAAAUGUCGAGAUGCUUGAGCAGGUGGCAAAUUUGGCAAAAAUAUGUCUAAGGGUAAAAGGGAAGGAAAGGCCUACGAUGAAGGAAGUGGCCAUGGAGUUAGAGGGAAUGAGAACUACGGCAAAGCAUCCAUGGAAAAAUGCUGAUUUCUAUCCAGAGGAGACUGAGUACUUGUUGGGUUCUCCUAAUUCCAAGUCUUACAUUGAAGGUAAAGGUGAAGUUAGUUCUAGUGGUUCAGUCAGUAGGUAUGCCAGCAUGCAAAAUGAAAUGUUAAAGUCGUACGAUGAUGGUAGAUAA
Messenger RNA from Rosa chinensis, 2268 nucleotides. RefSeq names its product wall-associated receptor kinase 2. The transcript is spliced from 3 exons. Gene Ontology annotation, biological process: protein phosphorylation; cell surface receptor signaling pathway. Gene Ontology annotation, cellular component: plasma membrane. The record is from RefSeq and is a predicted model, not a curated record. Gene Ontology annotation, molecular function: calcium ion binding; polysaccharide binding; protein serine/threonine kinase activity. The coding region runs from base 1 to 2268 and encodes 755 amino acids. Lineage: Eukaryota; Viridiplantae; Streptophyta; Magnoliopsida; Rosales; Rosaceae.